AUGGUCGUGCUUUCAGUGCCGUCCGAAGUAACUGUGAUCCUGUUAGAUAUCGAAGGUACCACAACCCCGAUUGCUUUCGUGAAGGAAACUUUAUUUUCUUAUAUCAAAGAAAAUGUUAAAGAGUAUCUACAGACACAUUGGGAAGAAGAGGAAUGCCAGGAAGAUGUCAAUCUCUUGAGGAAGCAGGCUGAAGAGGAUUCCCACCUGGAUGGGGCCGUCCCUAUCCCUGCGCUGCCUGGGAGUGGGGCAGACAGCCUGCAGCAGACGAUCCAGGCUGUAGUCGACAAUGUGUGCUGGCAGAUGUCUUUGGACCGGAAGACGACAGCACUGAAACAGCUUCAGGGCCACAUGUGGAGAGCAGCGUUCACGGCCGGGCUCAUGAAAGCAGAGUUCUUUGAAGAUGUUAUUCCAGCUGUCAGGAAAUGGAGAGAGGCUGGAAUGAAAAUAUAUAUCUAUUCUUCAGGGAGUGUAGAAGCACAGAAACUAUUAUUUGGACAUUCUACAGAAGGUGAUAUUCUUGAGCUUUUUGAUGGCCACUUUGAUACUAAGAUUGGACAUAAAGUGGAGAGUGAGAGUUACCGGAAGAUUGCAGACAGCAUUGGUUGUUCAACCAACAACAUCCUCUUCCUGACAGACGUUACUCUAGAGGCCAGUGCUGCUGAGGAAGCAGACGUGCAUGUAGCUGUGGUGGUGAGACCUGGCAAUGCGGGAUUGACGGACGAUGAGAAGACCUAUUACAGCCUCAUCACAUCCUUCAGUGAACUCUACCUGCCUGCAUCAACCUAG
This is a messenger RNA of Elephantulus edwardii (Cape elephant shrew), 786 nucleotides long. It is a transcript of the gene ENOPH1, whose product is annotated as enolase-phosphatase 1. NCBI's taxonomy places the organism in Eukaryota, Metazoa, Chordata, Mammalia, Macroscelidea, Macroscelididae. Gene Ontology annotation, molecular function: acireductone synthase activity; magnesium ion binding. Bases 1 to 786 code for a protein of 261 amino acids. The transcript has 6 exons. The record is from RefSeq and is a predicted model, not a curated record.